Molecule: messenger RNA, 1092 nt
Organism: Metarhizium album ARSEF 1941
Lineage: Eukaryota; Fungi; Ascomycota; Sordariomycetes; Hypocreales; Clavicipitaceae
Product: Vacuolar ATP synthase subunit d
Exons: 4
Coding region: 1-1092 (363 amino acids)
Biological process (GO): proton transmembrane transport; vacuolar transport; vacuolar acidification
Cellular component (GO): vacuolar proton-transporting V-type ATPase complex; proton-transporting V-type ATPase, V0 domain; fungal-type vacuole membrane
Molecular function (GO): proton-transporting ATPase activity, rotational mechanism
Source: RefSeq, a predicted model, not a curated record
AUGGAAGGUUUGUUUUUCAACGUCAACAAUGGCUAUGUCGAAGGCAUCGUCCGAGGCUACCGCAAUGGCCUUCUCACCGGCGCCGCUUACAACAACCUGACUCAGUGCGAAACUAUCGACGACCUCAAGCUUCAACUUGGUCCUGCCUAUGGCGACUUUCUUGCCUCCCUGCCACCCAAUCCAUCAACGUCUAGUCUUGCGGCAAAAACCACCGACAAGCUGGUCUCUGAAUUUCGCUAUGUCCGAGCCAAUGCUGUCGGAUCACUGGCAAAGUUCAUGGACUACGUCACGUACGGCUACAUGAUUGAUAAUGUUGCCCUUCUCAUCACCGGUACUCUUCACGAGCGAGACACGCGCGAGUUGUUGGACAGAUGUCAUCCUUUGGGGUGGUUCGAGACCAUGCCCGUUCUUUGCGUUGCCACGAAUAUCGAGGAACUGUACAACAGCGUUUUAAUCGAGACUCCUCUCGCUGCAUACUUCAAGGGUAGCCUGAGUCACCAGGACCUUGACGAGCUCAACAUUGAGAUUGUCCGAAACACCCUGUACAAGAACUACCUUGAGGACUUUUACAACUUUGUCAACUCGCACCCCGACAUGGCUGGUACGCCAACAGCAGAGGUCAUGUCGGAGAUCCUUGAGUUUGAGGCCGAUCGAAGAGCGAUCAACAUUACUCUCAACUCAUUCGGCACCGAGCUGUCCAAGGCAGACCGCAAGAAGCUCUAUCCCAAUUUUGGUAAAUUGUACCCCGAGGGUACUCUUAUGCUGUCACGUGCGGAUGACCCCGAGGGUGUUCGUCUGGCUGUCGAUGGUGUUCAUGACUACAAGACUUUCUUUGAUGCCGUCUCCCUUGGCGGCUCAUCCGGACCUGGUAACAUGGGUGGCGGCUCUGCUGACGGCAGGACAUUGGAGGACAUGUUUUAUCAGAAAGAGAUGGAAAUAUCAAAGAGUGCUUUCACUAGACAAUUCACGCAUGCCAUUGUCUAUGCGUGGGUCAAACUUCGAGAACAGGAGAUCCGAAACAUUACAUGGAUCGCCGAGUGCAUAGCUCAGAACCAGAAGGAUCGCAUUGGCAACUUCAUCAGCGUGUUUUGA